This is a messenger RNA of Eimeria mitis, 471 nucleotides long. RefSeq names its product exosome complex exonuclease, putative. Gene Ontology annotation, biological process: rRNA catabolic process; U4 snRNA 3'-end processing; poly(A)-dependent snoRNA 3'-end processing. Lineage: Eukaryota; Apicomplexa; Conoidasida; Eucoccidiorida; Eimeriidae. Gene Ontology annotation, cellular component: nucleolus; cytoplasmic exosome (RNase complex); nuclear exosome (RNase complex). The record is from RefSeq and is a predicted model, not a curated record. The coding region runs from base 1 to 471 and encodes 156 amino acids. The transcript is spliced from 4 exons.
AUGAUGCAUGAAGGCCGCCAGGGACAGACCCGGGCAGAGUUUGCCGUUCCUGUUUCUGUUGUUUGUUCUGUGGGCUUGGUGGAGAGCUGCGUGCGAUCGAGGUGUAUGUACACCCCAGAAGCAGCAGAGGUUGCAGCAGCUGUACGCACAGCAGCAGAAGGCAUCAUACUGCGGCGUCUAUACACCCAAACACGCAUCACCAUCUCUAUUCUUGUUUUCGCGGAUGACGGCUGUGUUCUUGCAGCCUCUCUUAUGGCUGCUUCUCUCGCUUUGGCUGAUGCAGGCGUUGCUAUGAGGGACUUAAUGCCUGCAUGCACCGUGCUGCUGCUGCCGCAGCACCAGCAGCUGCAGCAGCACGAGCCGCUGCUGCUGGUAGACCCAACCACCGACGAGAUCCGCACAGGGGGCCCCUCGCUGACGCUGGGGGUUACAGCUCAAACAAACAACGAUGCAAGGCGAUUGGCCCCUUGA